CCACACUUUCCACAAAAAAGUUGUUUACAUUUUGCUCUCCAGCGGAAACCCAAAAGUGAUUUUUUUGCAAAUUUCCCCACAAAAUUGUGCUUGAUUUAGCGAGAGAUAGAAGAAAUUGAUUAACUAGGUAUUAAGAUAGUAAAAUAACAAAAUAGAUUAGAAAAAUUCUAGUCAGUACUCAAAUGAAAAUCACGUGAAAAUGGAGCUGUUGUAUGAUUCAAAGAUUUGUCGUUUGUGUGGGGAAAAUAAUGCAAUUGGAUAUGAAUUAUUUGGUCAGGGAGAUGCUCAAAUAUCCUCACGAGUUAGUGGUUUGAUAAAUCACUACCUUCCGGUGAAAGUAAAGAAUGAUGGGAAAUUCCCACGAUGGAUCUGUCCAGGAUGCAAUAUACAAGUUGAAGCAACUGUGGAAUUUUUUGAUCUCAUAAUUCGUGGGCAGGAGAAAUUGCGGGAGCUCUAUCGAGAAGAAUUGGCUAAUCAGGAACAGCAUGAGAGUUCUCUGGAGAUUGCUCCUGCUACUGAUCCGGAGCUUCCAGAGGAGACUGGUCUAUUCCCAUCUAGUCAUACAUUAUCCCUACAAGUGCAGGGUGUUGAGAAACCCCGAAAGAAGCGUGGGAGACCCCCAAAACCCCCACAGGAUGUCCUUGAGGCGCAACGUCUCAGAGCCGAAGCAGAAUAUCUAGCAGAGCAACGUCGAAAGGAAGCUCAGGAGCUGAAAGAGCAGGAAGAGAGCAAUGGCAGACGGAAGAGACGCGUUAAAAUUCCUGAACGUUUCCGGAGUGUGGUGCAGGGGAAGGAACUCGAAAAGGUCUACGUGGCACAGGGAGUUAUCGACAAGACAGACAUUUCCGACACUGACGAGGGGGCUGCUGUAUCCAUAAUUGAGAAUACCACUGAUGAUGGGCGAGGAAGUCAAGUAAUUGGGCAUCUCAAGUCCGCCGAUGGAGCCGUUCUCAGUGAUUUGGUUGUGACGCAAAAGACAGAAUUUCACCGGAAGGGACGCGUGGCGAGGCUCAAGAUGCGCUUUGUCUGUGAUGUUUGCAGUAAAACCUUCUCGCACGAAUUGAGAUUCCUCACGCACAGAGCAACGCAUCAGAAUGUGCGGUAUGAGUGCACAGAGUGCCUCCAGAGAUUCCUCACGAAGGAACUCCUGAAGGAGCAUCACGCAACAUCCGGGCACAAUGGUCAGGGAAUCGUUGAGAGUGUUGAGACUUCCACGGAACAUUCAGGGCAGGAUUCAAAUGCAAUUGAUGCCGCACGAGCUCUUUAUGAUCUGCAACAGGAUACAAUGAUCCAAAGAGGAGGUGUAGCAGAUGGUAGUGGUGAUGGUCCUGCUGCUGUCAAGGGAGGAGGUGAUCCUUUGGGUACGGAGAUGGCACAAAUUGCAGAGAUUGCGGAUAAUUUCAUGAAUAUCCCUGGACUGGAAGAGGGUGAAGAGGGAACCUUUGAGGGGGACAUACUCGCCGGCUACAACAUGUCACAGCCAGAUGCAACAGUUGAGACGCAAGCAACGUUCGUGGCAACGAAGAAAUUCAUCUGUAGCCUGUGCAAGAUGGCUUUCACCUUCAUGCACGAGCUACGUGUUCACAUGGAGAGUCAUCGUGUCCCGCAGAAUUUUCACUGCAACGUGUGCCAGAGGCGAUUCAAUGAUCCCUCCGUGGUGGCACUGCACAAGAUGGCAGAGCACAGCAAUGCACGACGUUUUGCAUGCAACAGGUGCGACAAGCACUUUAUGCUGAAGAAUCAAUUGCAACGUCAUCAGAAUGUUCACAUUGUGGUGCGCCCCUUUGAGUGCGGUGUGUGCAAGAAGCGCUUCAAGACACGUCCACAGCUCCAGUACCAUGCGAUGUGUCAUUCACAGGAGAAGCGCUACGGGUGCGAUGUGUGUGGGCAGAGAUUCUUCUACAGUGGCACGCUGAAGCAUCACUACAAACGCCACACGGGACAUCGUCCCUACAAGUGCACCCACUGUGGGAAAUCCUUCCUGCAGGAGAGUAUCCUCCGGGAGCAUGUGCGCAUACACACGGGUGAGAGACCCUACAAAUGCGGUCACUGCGAAAUGGCCUUCAAGACGGCAACACAGUGCCGAAUGCACACACAACGGCACACCAAUGAGCGUCCCUGGGCGUGUGAUUUGUGCGGCAAGGCCUUCCUCAAGUUGGAAUCCUACAAGAUUCACAUGCGUCGCCAUCGGAAUGAGAAGAUCUUCGUGUGUGAUGUGUGUCAGAGGGGAUUUGCUGAGCAGUAUGCACUGAAGAAGCACGUCCGGAUGCACACGGGAGAACGUCCUUUUCGCUGUGGGAAAUGUGGGAAGAGCUUUGCUGAUCGCUCAAAUAUGGUGAAACACAUUAAGCAGCUACACGCAGAAGAGGCAACUCCGGAUACUGCUGCAAGAGAUCAACCAAAUGAAGCACAAUCCGGAAGUGUGGAAGUAGGAGCUCCAAUUGUGUACCAAAUUGUACCAAAUCACACCAUUGACACGGCCCCAAUUAUCUUUGUAACACUCCCACGGAAGGAUCAACAUGGGAUGGGGGCAUAUGAGGUACAAGAUGCCUCGGUGGAGCAUUCAGCAGAAGAAGAAAUUCUAACAAUGCAGCAAAAUAUUGAGGAGGAUCCAACGAAUGAAAUCUUUCUGCAACUUGAUGCAGGUGAAGAUUACAGAUACCUUCUGACUGAUAAAUAAAAACAAAGAGAGCGAGUGAGAGAGGUCUAAUUUUCUUCAAAAA
This is a messenger RNA of Lutzomyia longipalpis, 2723 nucleotides long. RefSeq names its product zinc finger protein 568-like. Gene Ontology annotation, cellular component: nucleus. The coding region runs from base 200 to 2680 and encodes 826 amino acids. Gene Ontology annotation, molecular function: zinc ion binding; DNA-binding transcription activator activity, RNA polymerase II-specific; RNA polymerase II cis-regulatory region sequence-specific DNA binding. Lineage: Eukaryota; Metazoa; Arthropoda; Insecta; Diptera; Psychodidae. The transcript has 3 exons. Gene Ontology annotation, biological process: regulation of transcription by RNA polymerase II. The record is from RefSeq and is a predicted model, not a curated record.